This is a messenger RNA of Botrytis porri, 459 nucleotides long. RefSeq lists its product as uncharacterized. The record is from RefSeq and is a predicted model, not a curated record. Gene Ontology annotation, molecular function: structural constituent of ribosome; large ribosomal subunit rRNA binding. The coding region runs from base 1 to 459 and encodes 152 amino acids. Gene Ontology annotation, cellular component: ribosome; mitochondrial large ribosomal subunit. NCBI's taxonomy places the organism in Eukaryota, Fungi, Ascomycota, Leotiomycetes, Helotiales, Sclerotiniaceae. The transcript has 2 exons. Gene Ontology annotation, biological process: translation.
AUGUCGAAAGCACGCGCAGCUUCAGAUGUGAUAGUGAAGCUCAUUGUAGGAGCAGGACAAGCCAGUCCUAGUCCUCCAGUUGGUCCUGCUUUGGGAAGUAAAGGUGUGAAGUCAAUGGAUUUUUGCAAGGAAUUUAAUGCAAGAACUGCUCAUAUGAAUCCAGGAACCCCAAUUCCUGCGAGAGUUACAGUACGACCAGAUCGAUCAUUCCAUUUUGAACUACGCACACCGUCAACAUCAUGGUUACUUCUCAGUGCUGCGGGCGUUGAAGCGAAAAAGGGAAAGCUAAAGGGAGCACCAGAUUCGACAUCGGUUGUGGGUACUGUCAGUCUGAAGCACAUCUACGAGAUUGCCAAAAUAAAACAAUCGGAAUUGCGCCUGUCAGGUUUAUCUUUGGAGGGGCUUUGCAAAUCAGUGAUUGCGCAGGCGAAAACCAUUGGUGUUAAAGUUGUUGCAUGA